AUGAAUUAGUAAACAACAGAAUUUGUGCACACUGAAUUUGAUUAAUAAUAUCAUAAAAUAGAUCAUUUGCACAACGAUAAUGAAUCAUUUUUAGGAAGUGGAAGCUAAAGGCAUAUAUCAUAACCACUGCACUUGAUUACAAGUGAUGAUAAAGUUAGUCAUAAAGAAUUAGAUAAGCAUGAAGAGUAGCUUUUUGACAAGUAUACUUUGAAAAGAACCAAUAGUGAUAGUGCUAAAAGCGCAAAUUUUAAGCAAACCAAGAUUUUAUCUCCAAAAAAUGAAAAAUCCCAAGAAUCUUUCUCUUAAAUUGUCCAUUUUGAAUCAGAAUUUGGUCUUGGAAAAAAGCAUUAAGAUCAUCUUGGACUGAUGCAUAGCAAAAAUGAAAAGCGAAGUCACUUAAAAAUUAACUAUAACAAUUUGGUAGAAGAUAAAAAAUCAAUGCGUAACUAGUAAUUUAUGAGAAAUACUUUUAAGAAAGUUAGACUUUAAUUAUGGGUAAAAAAAUUUGCAGUCAAGAUGAUAUCUCUAUUGAAAAGAAAUUAGUUAGCCUCGUUCUUAGGCAAAAAGGAAUUCUUUCAUAUUCUUAAUGAUAAAGCUGCAUUUUAUAAUUCUGAUUUAGCUUUUUAAAAAGAAAUAUAUUCACUUACAAAUAGAGAUAAAAAAUUUGAAUAAAUAAUAAAUUCCUAGAAUUUGAAAAAUUCAUUCAUAAAUUUGUAAAAUAAAUAAUUGUCUUGUAUCAAUAUGGAAUCAUUUUAAUCGUUAUUUAAGGUACUUAAUAGCAUUCCUGUGAUUUCUACAUUGUCUAAAUAAAAAUUUAUUUGGGAUUAAAUUUAACUUCUUUGUUUAGGAUUCUUUUUUAUAAUUAUUCCUAUAAUUAUUGUAUUUAACAUGACUAUCGAAGGCAUUAUAGGUACUAAUUUAGUUGAACUUUUCAUAGUUGUACUAAUGAUAAUUGAUGUAUUCAUUAAUUUUAACACGAGCCUUAUGCAAUAAGGCAAAGAAAUUAAAGAUCAUUACAAAAUUGCAAAGUUUUAUUUAAGAAAUGGGUUUUGUAUUGACAUAAUAACUUUGAUAUGUUUAAUUAGUUACUUUAUUGUAAGCUAAUAGAGGUAUUUGUGGCAUGUAGAAGUAAUAUCAAAUAUUUUACUUGUGACUUUUUAUUUGCGAUUACAAUAAUUCAGUAGAGUACUAAAAAAGAUUGAGAUUUAGUAUCAUUUCUCACCUUAAAUUAGCUAAGCUCUGAGACUUAUUAAAUUAUUGUUAAUGAAUAUUUAUAUCAUUCAUGUGCUGUCUUGCUUAUGGAUAUAAAUUGCCUAUUGGUAAUAUAAUACAAAUAGCUGGCUUAUAAAAUUUGAAUUAAUCAACUAACCUUGGUAUAUUCAGUUCUUAAAUUCAUUUUAUUUUAAUACUGUUACUAUGGUAACAGUUGGAUAUGGAGAUAUCUCUCCUUAAACAGAUUUAGAAAGAUUGUUCAGCAUAUUUACUGUUCUCUCAGCUUGUUGUGUAUUUGCAUAUUCAAUAAGCGAAGUAGGAAGCAUUUUUGAACAGAUGAACAAAGCGAACAAAAAGUAAAAAGUAAACAUGUUCAUAAUUAAUAGUUACAUGAAGAAAAAAAGAAUAACAAUAGACUUAUAAUAUUAAAUUCGUCAUUAUCUAGAAUAUUAUUGGAAUGAAAGCUUUUCAGAAAAUACUGACAAGUAAUAAAUGAUAAUCAACUAGCUCUCUAAUAAUUUAAAAGAAAACUUAAUGCUUGAAGCCAAUAGACUAAUUUUAGAAUCACCUCUUUUUAGAGAUAACUUUUCUUUAAAAACUCUUUUAAAAACUGUAUCGAUUGUUACUGAGCAGCGAUGCACGCCUGAAGAAAUUAUCUUUCUAGGAGGAGAAAGCGAUGAUAAUUCAAUUUACUUUAUUGAAAAAGGCCAAGUUUAAGUUUUCCACACAUUUGAAAAUCCAAAUUUUGAUUCCAAAAAUUAAAUGAAUGUGAGAGGAAGAGGAGAAUAUUUUGGUGAAGUUUGUUUUUUUACAGGGAAAUCUAGAGUCAAUAAUUAUAGAAGCUUAGAUUUUACAACGCUUCUUAAAAUUGAGAGGAAAAAAUUUAUAGAAAUUCUAUAAGAAAAUCCAGAAGAUUAUGAAAGAUUUUGUAUGAUUAAAGAUGAUAUAACAUUUAACAAUAACAUUAAACAUACUCAAAGAAAAUGUGUUUAUUGCAGAGAUUAGCCACUUCUUGAUGCAUAGCACAUUGAAGCUUUGUGCCCAGUUUUACACUAUAUUCCUAAUAAAUUAAGAUUAUAAGAUAGUUUCAAACACUAAUUCAAUUAAGAAUUAAGGAAAAAACAUUUUAGAUAAAGGUAAUUUAAAUAUAAUACCUUAGGCAGAAUUGAGCAAGCUAGCGGCGAUUAAGCAAAUUUUGUAGCUAGUUAAAAUUAAUUGCUGGAAAUUUAUAGCGAGUAAUAUGGGAUUAUUCACGAAUUAGAAUAUUUGAAUGAAUAGGAUUACUUAAUUGAAGGAUAAGAAUUUAGUGAUAAACAUUUAAACUAAAUUAACAGUAGGAACAAUUUAAAUAACAUUUCUGGUAACUUUAGUAGCAGCAGUGAUGUAAGAAGCUCUGACUCAGAAAUUUCAGAAAAUUCUAACUACUUUGAAUCUAACAAUAGCCAAGUUAACACCCCAAAUUCAUUAAAUAGCAUUUUCCAAAAUGAGGCAUUCACUAAAAAAUAUCCUGAAAUGUAAUCUUAAGAUAGGAAAAACUCUGUUAUUUAAGAAGCAGCAGAGUCAGAAUCUGACACAGAACUUUCCCCAAACCUAUAAAAUUUACAAAGUCCUUCUUAAGCAUCUAAAGAAGUAGAUAAAUUGAAUGAUCAAGAAAUAAUAUGCAUACAAAAUGAUGAAAAUUCAAAAACUGUAAGUGAAAAGAAACAAGAAUAAAAAAUAAUUAGUUAAAAACUGCUCUAAUAAGUUAACUAAAUAAGUAACAACAGUCCUAUGAGUUAAUCGAUUGAGAAGAAACAUAUUUUAAAGCAUUCUAAAACAUCAAUUUCUGAUAUCGAAAAUAAUAAUGAAAGCGAUCAAUAUAUAGCAGCAUUAAGAAAGAAAAGAGCAUCUUUAGCAAAAACCCAUUCAAACGAAAACGAGGAAUCCUUUCAAAAUAGAUCAAGAAAAAACAGUUAACAUGUAUAAAGUAAAAGAGGGUCUAAAGAUUCUGAGUAAAUUUCCCACAUGCAAAAUAAGCAAUAAUCUAAGUCAUAAUUUAAUGAAAAUAAUUUUAAACGUAGAGACAGUAAAAGUAUGUAGGAAAUAAAAUAAGAUAGAGAGUUAUUGAAGAUAUAUAUGGAAAGACGUAAAAGCGAAAAAAAUUUAAGUACUGAUAGCUCAUUUAGCUCAAUUAAAUAGAGUCAUAAACAUGAUCACAAAGAUCAAAGCAGUCUAAGAUUCCUUGAAUAUUUAAAGAAAUCUUAUUAAAUGAUUAAGAGUAAUCCCAAUAGCGAAAACAUUGGCUUGAAUGAACUUAUCAAAAAAGCCUCUAUUAAUAAUUAAUUAUGCUUAGAAGAUUAAUUUAUUGCAGACAAUAAAAAUUAUCAAAACUAACAACACUAAAACUUAUUAUAGUUUAGUUAAUAAAUAGAAACACUAGUGAAAAAUUUUAACUCAUUUUAGGAAAAUGUAUUAAGUUAAUAAAACCAUAACCACCGCCACCAUGAUUUUACAAGAUAUCAGCAUUUUAAAAAUUCAAAAUAAAAUAUUGACAAUUUCUUUUAAUAAUUUGAUUAAAUGAAAUCUUAUCAAAUAUAUUUCCCUCAUAAUAACUAUGAUUACGUCUUAAGUCAUUGUUACCAUAAAUAUUUAAAGUAAAAAAGACUUAAAAACAAAGAAUAAUAUUAAAAUUUUAAAUCUUGUUUCUUAUAGGGAUAAUCUAAUAGCUCUUCAAGCUAACUAAAUGAAUAAUAAAGCAGUAAUAGCAACAGUAAUAGUAACAAUAACAACAAUAAUAUGAAUAGUAAUAGCAAUUAUGCAGCUUUAACAGAUAUUUUUGGUUAAUCUUCUAUCAAUAGACUUAAAAUUCUUAUGAGUAACACAAAUGUAAGGUAAAACUAAAAAUAAGAUGGUAAGUCUUUGAAAUAGAAGCACAAAGAACCAUCACCUAAAAAUAAAUUAGCUGAUUAACCAUAGUUAGAAGAAGAUUUCAAAACUAAAUCAUCAUCUACUAAAAAAAAUGAAACAGACUCAGAAGGAAAAUCAUUUUAAAACGGUUUUUUUGUUGGUAGCAGUUCAUCUAAUUUUUAAUCUGAAAAUCUAAAUAGUGAAAAAUAAAAAAGUAGAUUUGGUAUUAAAAAUUCUGCUUCUUAAAAAUUUAAAAAAGACAACAACAACCCAUAUUUUGCAUAAUUAGAUUAAAAAGAUCAAGUACAUGAUCAUAUAUGA
Tetrahymena thermophila SB210 is the source of this 4419-nucleotide messenger RNA. RefSeq names its product cyclic nucleotide-binding domain protein, putative. NCBI's taxonomy places the organism in Eukaryota, Ciliophora, Oligohymenophorea, Hymenostomatida, Tetrahymenidae. The transcript is spliced from 5 exons. The record is from RefSeq and is a predicted model, not a curated record.